GCCCCCUCCCUGCCGGCUCCGGGAGGCGGGGACGCGGCGUCGGCGGCGGCUUCUCCAGUCGCGUCUUUCUCACUCACUGAGGAGCCCGGCGGUGGCGGCACCUUCGGAGGCAGAGCGGCGGAGCUGCGAGCCCGUCGGCCAGCCGGUUGGAGGUCGGCCGGGACUAAGGGCGGGUCCGACAGACGGACGGACAGCGGAGCAGCCGGACGGCCCGAGUCGCCUCAAGUUCCGCCAUGAGCUGGGGCACGGAGCUGUGGGAUCAGUUCGACAGCUUAGACAAGCAUACACAAUGGGGAAUUGACUUCUUGGAAAGAUACGCAAAAUUUGUUAAAGAGAGGAUAGAAAUUGAACAGAACUAUGCGAAACAAUUGAGAAAUCUGGUUAAGAAGUACUGUCCCAAACGUUCCUCCAAAGAUGAAGAACCAAGGUUUACCUCGUGUAUAGCCUUUUUUAACAUCCUUAACGAGUUAAAUGACUAUGCAGGACAGCGAGAAGUAGUAGCAGAAGAAAUGGCGCACAGAGUUUACGGUGAAUUAAUGAGAUAUGCUCAUGAUCUGAAAACUGAAAGAAAAAUGCAUCUUCAAGAGGGACGGAAAGCUCAACAAUACCUUGACAUGUGCUGGAAACAGAUGGAUAAUAGUAAAAAGAAAUUUGAAAGAGAAUGUAGAGAGGCAGAAAAGGCACAACAGAGUUACGAAAGAUUGGAUAAUGAUACUAAUGCAACCAAGGCAGAUGUUGAAAAGGCCAAACAGCAGUUGAAUCUGCGUACACAUAUGGCUGAUGAAAAUAAAAAUGAAUAUGCGGCACAGUUACAGAACUUUAAUGGAGAACAGCACAAACAUUUCUACGUAGUGAUUCCUCAGAUUUACAAGCAACUACAAGAAAUGGAUGAACGAAGGACUAUUAAACUCAGUGAGUGUUACAGAGGAUUUGCAGACUCAGAACGCAAAGUUAUUCCUAUCAUUUCAAAAUGUCUGGAAGGAAUGAUUCUCGCAGCAAAAUCAGUUGAUGAAAGAAGAGACUCUCAAAUGGUAGUAGACUCCUUCAAGUCUGGAUUUGAACCUCCAGGAGACUUUCCAUUUGAAGAUUACAGUCAGCAUAUUUAUAGAACCAUUUCUGAUGGGACUAUCAGUGCAUCCAAACAGGAAAGUGGGAAGAUGGAUGCCAAAACCACAGUAGGAAAGGCCAAGGGCAAGUUGUGGCUCUUUGGAAAGAAGCCAAAGGGCCCAGCACUAGAAGAUUUCAGUCAUCUCCCACCAGAACAGAGACGUAAAAAGCUGCAGCAGCGCAUCGAUGAACUUAACAGAGAACUACAAAAAGAAUCAGACCAAAAAGAAGCACUCAACAAAAUGAAAGAUGUGUAUGAGAAAAAUCCACAAAUGGGGGAUCCAGGGAGUUUGCAGCCUAAAUUAGCAGAAACCAUGAAUAACAUUGACCGCCUUCGAAUGGAAAUCCACAAGAAUGAGGCUUGGCUCUCUGAAGUUGAAGGCAAAACAGGUGGGAGAGGAGACAGAAGACAUAGCAGUGACAUAAAUCAUCUUGUAACACAGGGACGAGAAAGUCCUGAGGGAAGUUACACUGAUGAUGCAAACCAAGAAGUCCGUGGGCCACCCCAGCAACAUAGUCACCACAAUGAGUUUGAUGAUGAAUUUGAAGACGACGAUCCCUUGCCUGCUAUUGGACACUGCAAAGCUAUCUACCCUUUUGAUGGACAUAAUGAAGGUACCCUGGCAAUGAAAGAAGGUGAAGUUCUAUACAUUAUUGAGGAAGACAAAGGUGAUGGAUGGACAAGAGCUCGGAGACAGAACGGUGAAGAAGGCUACGUUCCUACAUCAUACAUAGAUGUAACUCUAGAGAAAAACAGUAAAGGUGCAGUAACUUACAUCUAAACUAAUCAGGCAGCUUUGUGACAAAUAUGACAUAGGAACAAUAACAUAAAAAUACUCAACGGGUGGGAAAACAUAAGAAAACUUAAAGGGCAUCCAAGAUACAUUGUUCACUAUGUGAGCUGAGUGUAGGCUCAAUCUUAAAGAUGUGAAUAUUACCACAAGAAACUGUUCUCGUGAUGUUUUACCAUUUGAGUGACGUCGAUGUGAAGCUUAAUUGAUGCCUUUUGCUUUAUGUCCUGCUUAAGUCUCUGUGAAAGAUUUGUGUUUUUCUGCCUUAUAAGUCAUAGAAUUUGAUGUGUUGGGCAGGAAUCCAUAUAUAAAAAGCCCUCCUCCCUAACACACACUUUGCUCCAAAAAACACAGUGACUGUAAGUGAAUUCAAAUAAGUAAAACUGCUCUGAAAGCUAACUCCCAAAAGAGUGGUUUGGCCUAGGAGUUUGGAUUUGUGUAACUACUUUUUCCUUUUUCUCUGUAUUCUUAGCUUUGGUUUCUUAAAGGAAGAAAGCAAACACCUCAAAUAUAAAUCUAUUCUAGUAGAGGCUAAUUAAGAGACCUGUAAAAUAAAUCAACCUAGUCUAGCUCUUAUGUGAAUAAAAUGGUUUUCUUUUGAGACCUGAAAAUAUUUUCAUCAGUAAACUAAUGAUUUUCAAUAACAUAAAAACUUCCUUCCAAAUUAACACUUGUAUUUUUUUUAUCUUGAAAAUGUCUUUUGGGAAGUACUACUUUUGUGAUUAUUUAGCAUUUAGCAAUUAUAAAUAGGAAAAUAGAUUCUAAGUAAACUGAGGAAAUCUUGAAAGUACUAGCAAAUUUUACUUUGAAAAGAAAGAACUUUUGACUGAGUUGGAGGACUAUAUCUGUACCAUCAUUUAGGGCAUUUCCUCAUUUUAGCUUAAUCAUCAAUUCAAGAUUAUUUUUUUCCAAUUAAUUUCAACAAGUAUUUGUUGGAAAUACUGUAUAAUUAAGGGUUGUGCAGUGCUGGUCAUGUGGGGAAGUAAAGUGAGGAAACGAGACUGGUCCUAAAUUUUGUUCACGUUCCAGAUUUUUCUGGUGUUUUCACAUAGCUGACUGUAAAAUGAUUUUAGAGACAUUUGGGACAGACACUUUAAACUGAGCACCCCUUUUGGUCUUACCAAAGGUCUUCAGUAAUUGUUCUUUUCUUUUUCCUCCUGGACUGCAGGUUCCUGAAGAGGGUUUCUGAGGAAAUGGGCAAGAUGUUGAAGGAGGUUACAUGCAGCUGCUUUUAGGGGGAGGGUAUUAGAGUUGUCAGGCUCAGAGAGUGAGAGAAGCAAGUUGCAUGAGUGCAUGCAGACAUAAUUUUUUUUUUUUUUUUACUAACUUCAUUAUCAUUUCCAUACAUUGUUUUAAAGAAUCAUUGUAAUACCAGUCCUCAUUCACAAUUAUUCAUAUAAAGGGAAAAAAGCCAAAAAUGGCUAACCAUUUUUCCAUUUAUUUUACUGAUGUCUAAAUCAGAAAGAAUGCAGAGCUGUCAUGAAAUUUGUCUUACAUUUGGCUGUCCCAACAGGACCAUCUAUCCCAGCUCUGUUUUAAUUGGCUUUUAGACCUGUUGUCUCUUAGAACCCUUGCCAUUUGUCAGUGUCUGCCUGCGCCACCUCUGUGCUUGCUUAACAUCCUGUUGCAUGUCUAGAGCGAUUGGGCUAGAUUUUUCAGGCAUGUCUUUAUAAUCCCUUGUUCUUGUCAAAGUCUUUGUUUUGUUUUACAUUUGUAGUGUGAGUCACUGUGUCAGACAUCUCCAGCACUAAUGUUUCCAUCCUAGUAUUCGUGUACGCUGCUAUAACUUCCCCACUACAAACAUUCCAGUUUUGGCAUUAUGAAGAUGUAGUUUGUGAACCUGAAGUAAUUAUGAUAAGAAAAAGAAAACAUCUCUGCUCUAGCCUACAGCCCAGUUGAAAGAACUCUGAAACGUGAUAUAUCUUCACCUCAGUCUGAGAAGAAUCUAUAGUCAGCACUGAAAUCCUGGCAUCAUAAACACGCAAGAUACUCACCACCUCAAGACAAAGGACUGUUGUCAGAAGUCAGCUGCUUCCAUUCAAAUGCUGCCUUAAACUAGAGUGCCUAAAUCUGUUGAUUGCCAACACUACCACUACAGUAUCCCACAAAGGGCUUUAGGUGUCAGCUCAGUGCGACCUCCUUUAACUCGGCAGCGCUGCUGCGGAUGCCGGUAUAGCCUUGGUAGGUGGCUUUUAGAGCUCUACCAUGUUUGAUGGUGCAUCUUCAAAUUUAUGCAUCAAGCUAAAGACAUGUCCAAGUCCAUUUUACUUUACUCAGUGUUUUUAUGAGAAGUUUUAUGGACCCCCCCCCAUUGUGUUUUAAUUUGGGGUGACCAUGUUCUUAUUUGAUUAUUACAAUGAUAGUCUGUUUUCAAGUGAUGCUUUUGUUUGAACCAGAUAAAAUUUAGUGAAACUUUGUAAUGAUCUUUGUGCACUUUUAAUUGUAAAAUGGAAAUUUCUGUAUGUUUAUACUUGUAAAUAUAAUUGUUGUUAGUGCUCCUGUUGCUCAUGUUGUCCUGCCUCGCAUUUGUGAUUCUGUUAAUGACGUGUAUCUUAACUAAUUUCUUAGUGAUGUUUCCUAGGGAGAUGGGCAUGGGUUGGGGGGAGGGUGAUAUUUGUACCACAGAAGCUUCAUUAAUUUUGUUCUUUACUGUUUUGAGGGAAGAAGGAACGUGAAAUGGUCUGUGUAUUAUUGAAUUUUAAGCAAUAUUUUAGAAGCUGUGUGACUGCUUUAAUAAUUUUUCCCCAGUGUUAUUUGAAUUGUACUACCAGUUAUACUAAAACUGAAUGACAAUUGUGUGAAAGUUAAUGCCUUCAUAAGAUCAAGUAUACCCCUGUUACACAGCUGACAUAUAGUGUAUUACCUUUGAGGCUAGUAAACUAUAAAGUUUAGACUUUGAAUCUCUUUACAGGGUUAUUUAUAUAAUGUGACAUUAUUCAGUACUGACAGACUACAUAAAGUAGUUUUAAAAUCUAGUGCUGUUUUUAUUUUAAAGGUUAGCAAUGAGCAGGAAAUGUGAUCUGACUGUUUGUCCUCUGUACAAAGCCUGAAGUGCUUGUGUUUUUUUGGCUGACAGCCACGGAGGGCAAAGUUUAAGGCUUUCUUGUAAGGACUAACUGUUCUUUUCAAGCUACUGUUUGUUUUUCUCAAAGCAGGAUUUGCUUCCGUAGGAGGCAAGGUCCUUCACGUGGAGUAGUGCAACCUGUACAUGGAUUAUUACAAUAGGACAGACAUUUGUACUUGCACAGUUUAAAUCAUUCUUAAAUCAUUCUUAAAUUUUGAACAUGUGAAUUGUCCAAAAGAAAUCUUUAAUUUUUCAGUAAUUUUUACUCUUUUUGUGCACAUGUUGAUUUAAUGGUAAAUGCUUUGUUUAAGAUAGUGUUCUCUGUUGAGAAUAUUUUCAUGGAAUAAAACAAUCUUUUCAUGGUCA
Messenger RNA from Canis lupus familiaris (dog), 5328 nucleotides. It is a transcript of the gene FNBP1L, whose product is annotated as formin binding protein 1 like. The transcript has 14 exons. Gene Ontology annotation, biological process: signal transduction. The coding region runs from base 234 to 1889 and encodes 551 amino acids. The record is from RefSeq and is a predicted model, not a curated record. NCBI's taxonomy places the organism in Eukaryota, Metazoa, Chordata, Mammalia, Carnivora, Canidae. Gene Ontology annotation, molecular function: protein binding.